Molecule: messenger RNA, 1119 nt
Organism: Pestalotiopsis fici W106-1
Lineage: Eukaryota; Fungi; Ascomycota; Sordariomycetes; Amphisphaeriales; Sporocadaceae
Exons: 2
Coding region: 1-1119 (372 amino acids)
Molecular function (GO): mRNA binding
Source: RefSeq, a predicted model, not a curated record
AUGCCCUACCCUCCUACUUCAGGUGCCGCGAACUCCUCGUCGCUUCCUCCGCGGCCACCGCCUUCCAAAGUUUCAGGCUUCAAGCCGGCCUUCUCAGCAGCGUCAACACAUACACCCAGUCCAGUGUCGGGCAGUCCAUACACACCUCCCGCCUACUCGACCGCCCCUAGUUAUUCGAACCCCCCGAGCUAUGCAGGCGCACCGGGCGCAUCAACUGCCCCAUAUGGUGGUGGCCGAGGUCAGCCUUACGCGAACUAUCCGCAACAGGGCGCCGUAAACUACAACCGCGGCUACCAGCAGUCGGGUUACCAGCAAGGCCCAUAUGGUUCUGCCGCCCCAGCAGAUAGCAGUAGCUAUGCUGGCGCACCACAGAUUAGAAAUCCAUUCCCCGCUCCUGGUCAACCUCAGCAGCUGCAGCAGCAGCAGCAGCAGCAUCAGCAGAACAGCGACUAUGACCCCGAUAUGGCCGCACAGAUUGCCCAAUGGCAAAGCGCCUAUGUCAAGGACCCGAGGGACACCGCCGGGGCUGUCGCUCGACCUGGUGCGCCGACCACUACCUACUCGGCCAACCCCACCACGGUCACUGCUCCAGCAGUGCCUGUGGAAGGAGAAAAGAAGAAGACCGUGGUUCGACAAGGUGGAGGCAAAAAAUGGACCGACGAUUCACUACUAGAAUGGGAUCCUGCUCACUUGCGCCUCUUUGUGGGCAAUCUGGCUGGUGAAACCACCGAUGAGUCAUUACACAAGGCUUUCUCGCGCUGGAAGUCGCUCCAGAAGGCUCGUGUCGUUCGAGACAAGGUCACCAGCAAGAGCAAAGGCUUUGGCUUCGUUAGUUUUAGCGAUCCCGACGACUUCUUCCAGGCCGCAAAGGAGAUGAAUGGCAAGUACAUCCAGAGUCACCCUGUCGUGGUGCGCAAGAGUACCACUGAAAUCAAACCACAUACAGUCAAGGACAAAAGACAUGGAGGUAAAUGGAACAAUAAGAACAACAACAGAAACCGUAGUGGCAACGGAAGUGGUGGAAGAGAGGGCAGUUUUGAACCUUCCCUCGGCCCUGCCAGCGGCGGCGUAGUCAAACCCGGACAAAAGACCAAGAACGGUCUCAAGCUACUCGGCUAA